This is a messenger RNA of Alexandromys fortis (reed vole), 3000 nucleotides long. RefSeq names its product proline rich transmembrane protein 4 (gene Prrt4). The coding region runs from base 289 to 3000 and encodes 903 amino acids. The record is from RefSeq and is a predicted model, not a curated record. Lineage: Eukaryota; Metazoa; Chordata; Mammalia; Rodentia; Cricetidae. The transcript is spliced from 5 exons.
CUGAGAACCGCUGUGGGUCCUAGACUGGUCGGGGACAGUCCCUGAGCUUCGGGUCGGCUGCGAUCGCGCGGCAGUCAGAAGCUCUGGGCUUGAAUCCCUGCACUGGACGCAGCGGAGAUAGGGCGAGACUUGCAGAGCCUUGCCCAGCUGGGGCCCGCUGAGACAGAACGCCCCUUCUCCCGGGAGUUGGCCCCGAGGACCCGCCGGAGAGGAGCAGGACCCUUGAGCUCACCAAGUGUCUAAGAAGUGAGCCUCCUGCCCACCCAGGCUGCUGCUCCAGGUGGAGCCAUGGCAGGCCACUGCUGCCUGGAGUUGGGGUUGUUCUGCUGGGUCCUGCUUGCCGUUCCUGUGGGUCCCCAGCCUGCUUCCUCUGCGCCUGGUGGCCCUCUCACCACUCUGACCCCACCACCUCAGAGUGAGGCCUCCAUGCUGUCUCUCAACCUGGGACUGAACUUCAAAUUCCACCUUCGGGGACCUGCUGCUGUCUGGGGGAGCCCUGUCACAGAGACUCACCCUCUUUCUCCUGGGCUAGGCCAGGAGUCUGAGGGAGAGGUGGAAGGCGACUUGAGGACUGAUCCCCUUUGGGAACUGCUGGUGGGCUCUCCCGGGAACUACCUCCCCGAGUGGGGUUCUGCUGAUGGCAGCUCCACACCCUGGGCCUCCUCCCUGCCUCCUGAGUCCACAUCCCCCCUGUCAGGGCCCACCAAGCGGCCCACUGCUCCCUCUCAGCCUAGGCUGGGCACUGUGACCUGGGCGACUGCUCUGACAGCUACAGCACCUCCAACCAGUCCUCCCAGGGCUCAUCAGAGUGAGCUCGAACUGAAGUUUGGUGUGGCACUGAGAGCAGGUGCAGCCCCCACUCUGGGUCAUCGGUCACUGCCCCUACUGCCCAGCCUGCGGGCCAGCCUGGCAGAGAUUGCUGGGCGCCUGGGACCCUUUGGGUUCUUUGGUACUACUCUGUCUCCACUCCGGAAUUUCUCAGGCCACAAUUUCCCAGGCUCAACAGCACAGCCAAGCUCCGCUUCCCAAGUGUCAGAUUCUCCAGGACUCUUUGGUACCACUCGGUCCCUACCCCCUCCUCUUCUGGAAAGAGAGUUCUCAAACUCAAGCCUGCCAGAUUCAGAGGCUUCUGCAAGCUCUGCCACCAUCAAGACAACACCAACGCAACAUGACCCCACUGUCUCCACUUCUGUUCCAUAUGAACCCUUUCCUGCCAGUUCCGGGAACCCUUCAGAACAGCCUGAAUGUGAGCCAGAUUCUUGUAGUGAGCCAGACUUGCCCGAUGACUUGGGGCAGCCUCCUGCCUCUGCUCUUCCACUUUUCUUCUUGACCCUGGAGGCCGAUUGGGCAGAGGCCAAGGCUCGCUGGGGCCUGGCCUGGGAAGCCCAUGUAUAUGGGGCAGGAGCGCUCUUCGGCCUGGUGGCCCUGCUGGCUCUGUUGGCUCUGGCCCUUUUGCCCUGGCGUUGCCCUCCCGGGACCCCCUGCCUGGCGUUGCUGGAUCUGCUGCUGCUUUCGGCCGGGACCACUCGGGCCUUCCCUCUCUUCUACGACGCCUACGGGCACCGUGACCGGCUGCCGACCCUCGCCUGGCUGCUGCUGCAGGACCUUCCACAGCCCUGUCUAGCCGCAGGCCUGGGGCUGGCUUGCCUGCUGCUGGCCCGGCCGCGCACGCCGAGGUGCCCGACCGGCUUGGCUGCGCUGCUGCUACUGGGGCUGGGGCUGGCGGCCGCUGCCACCCUGGGAAGCGCCGUGCACCAGCCACUGUGGCCGCUGCGGCUCGCCUCCCGCGGGCUGCACGCUUUCCUCGCUGUCUUCCUGUCGGCGCUCCUGCUGGCCCUCUCUUGCUGGGGCGGCCGCCGUCGGCGACCCGGAGCACCCCUGGGAGGGUCUGGCUUCAAAGGCGCUACGCCUGUCCCGCAAGUGCGCAGCCCCUUCGCCCCGCGGGAGUCCUGGAGGCGCGCGGCGCGCACAGCCCCGGUGGCCGGUACCUUUGGGCUGCUGAGCGGAGCCCUGCAGGGCUACGAGGUGCUUCACGCCCUGGGCUACGGCACCCAAGCCGGUUUGGAGGGGCCCUGGCCCUGGUGGGCCUUCCAGCUAGGGCUGCGUCUGGGCGAGGUGGGUGUCGCGCUCCCCUUGGCACUGCUGGGCCUCUACCCCACGCUCUGCAACCCGCGUGUGCCAAGGCGCUGCUGGGCCAAACUCUUCCGAUUGUCGCCGGGACACGCUGCUCCGCUGCUGCCAGGACGUUGGGUCCCUGGGGCCCGGGACAAGGAGCCCCUGGGUAGCGCGAUCGCGCGUGGGGACGCAGAGUUGCUGCAGCUGUGUGCCCUAGCGGGCCCGGGCCCCGACCUCCUACUCCAGGGUGGCGGGUGCCGGGGCUUCGAAGGUGCCGGAGCGAAUGCAACGCAGUCACCAGCCUCCUCCCCUAGCAGCGAUUGCACGGUGGACUUCCGCCCGCCCUCACCGAUCAACCUGCGGCGCAGCAUCGAGGAAGCCCUCUGCAGUGAGGCGCUUUUGGCUCCUGGCCUCUUUCAGGGAGUCACUGCCUUUGGGGAAGCCCUACCUGGACUCGGCCUCUACCGCACCGUCUCACUGGGGAACAAGACAGGAGCCGGACCCGGUGAGAGGUCGGAGAAGGUCCCUGGAUCCCCAGCGCCUCCUGAGCUCCCUUCUCCUGGGGCCUGGCCCGCGGGCAGCAGCGCCUCAUCUGGCUCUCUGUGUGGACUCUCACGGGACAGCUCCUCCAUGCUUCUGUGUUCCAGCCCCGACAGGCCUCCGCGCUGUCCGCUAGUCUGCGUUCUCAGUCCCCCGCGGCCGUCGGGAAGCAGCCCCAGCCUCCCAGCCUCAGGAUCCUACCAGGCCCUGUCCCCACCCUCCCGUGACUCCCCUGAACAUUCUUCUGAGUUGCAGGCUGAGGAGGCAUUGCUGCAUGAGCAAUUCCUGGAUGCCUGCAGACAGAUUGAUGAGCUGAGCGUGGGUAGCGACACCAUAGACCUGUGA